CCAUUGGCUCCUCCUCUCGCCUGGAUGGGAUUUAAACCCAGGGAGGGAAGCUGAGCAGAGGAGGGAAGGUGGGACCGACCACCACUGAGGUCUGCAGCCCCAGGGCCCUGGCUGCCAGUUGGCGAAGUGUUGGAAGUGGUGCCCAGCAGCCUCCGAGGCCUCCUGGAGGGGUUGCUUCCUGUCUCUCCAAGGAUGGGUCUCCACGGGAUCUUCUCUUUCCCCCUGGGGCUCCUGUUUGGCUCUGUGCUCUUGGUGGCCUCGGCCCCGGCUGCUCUCGAGCCUCAUGGCUGCAGCGACAAGGAGCAACAGGUCACCUUCAGCCACACCUACAAGAUUGAUGUGCCCAAGUCUGCCCUGGUGCAGGUGGAGGCUAACCCCCAGCCUCUCAGCGAUGAUGGGGCCUCACUUCUGGUCCCGGGGGAGGCCGAGGAACACAACAUCAUCUUCAGGCACAACAUCCGCCUGCAGACACCACAGAAGGACUGCGAGCUGGCAGGCAGCGUCCAGGACCUGCUGGCCCGGGUGAAGAAGCUGGAAGAAGAGAUGGCAGAGGUGAAGGAACAGUGUAGUGCUCGGUGCUGCUGCCAAGGAGCUGCUGGUGUGAGCGGCCACUGCAGUGGCCACGGGACCUUCUCCCCGGAGACCUGCAGCUGCCUCUGCGAGCAGGGCUGGGAGGGCGCCGCCUGCGAGCGGCCCGCCUGCCCCGGGGCCUGCAGCGGCCACGGGCGCUGCGUGGACGGCCGCUGCGUGUGCGACGAGCCCUACGUGGGGGCCGACUGCGCCUACCCCGCCUGCCCCGAGAACUGCAGCGGGCACGGCGUGUGCGUGCGCGGCGUGUGCCAGUGCCACGAGGACUUCACGUCGGAGGACUGCAGCGAGCGGCGCUGUCCCGGCGACUGCAGCGGCCACGGCUUCUGCGACACGGGCGAGUGCUACUGUGAGGAGGGCUUCACCGGCCUCGACUGCUCCCAGGUGGUCGCCCCCCAGGGCCUGCAGCUGCUCAAGAGCACGGAGGAUUCCCUGCUGGUGAACUGGGAGCCGUCCAGCGAGGUGGACCACUACCUGCUCAGCUACUACCAACUGGGGAAGGAGCUCUCUGGGAAGCAGAUCCAAGUGCCCAAGGAGCAGCACACCUAUGAGAUCACCGGUUUGCAGCCUGGAACCAAGUACAUAGUCAGCCUGCGCAACGUGAAGAAAGAGAUUUCCAGCAGCCCUCAGCAUCUCCUCGCCACCACGGAUCUUGCUGUGCUUGGCACUGCUUGGGUGACAGACGAGACUGAGAACUCCCUCGACGUGGAGUGGGAGAACCCCCCGACUGAGGUGGACUACUACAAGCUGCGGUACGGCCCCCUGACAGGGCAGGAGGUGGCUGAAGUCACGGUGCCCAAGAGCAGUGACCCCAAGAGCCGAUAUGACAUCACUGGUCUGCAGCCGGGGACGGAGUACAAGAUCACAGUUGUGCCCAUGAGAGGAGACCUGGAGGGCAAGUCGAUUCUCCUCAAUGGCAGGACAGAAAUUGAUAGUCCAACCAAUGUGGUGACUGAUCAAGUGACAGAAGACACGGCGAUGGUCUCCUGGGACCCAGUCCAGGCUGUCAUAGAUAAGUACGUGGUACGCCACAUCUCUGCUGACGGGGAGAGCAAGGACAUGGCGGUGCCCGGGGAGCAGAGCAGCACCAUCCUGACGGGCCUGAAGCCGGGAGAGGCGUACAAAGUCUACGUGUGGGCUGAGAAGGGCAGCCAGGAGAGCAAGAAGGCCGACACCGAGGCCCUCACAGAAAUUGACAGUCCAACAAAUCUGGUGACCGACCUGGUGACAGAGAACAUGGCCACUGUCUCCUGGGACCCGGUGCAGGCCGACAUUGACAGGUACAUGGUGCGCUACACCUCCGCUGAUGGAGACACCAAGGACGUCCCUGUGGGGAAGGAGCAGAGCAGCACCAUCCUGACGGGCCUGAGGCCGGGCGUGGAGUACACGGUCCACGUGUGGGCCGAGAAGGGGGACCGGGAGAGCAAGAAGGCCGACACCAAGGCCCCGACAGAAAUAGACAGCCCCCAAAACCUGGUGACUGAUCGGGUGACAGAGAACACGGCCACCAUCUCCUGGGACCCGGUGCAGGCUGACAUUGACCGGUACAUGGUGCGUUACACCUCUGCUGAUGGAGACACCAAGGACGUCCCUGUGAGGAAGGAACAGAACAGCACCAUCCUGACGGGCCUGAGGCCGGGCGUGGAGUACAAGGUUCAUGUGUGGGCCAAGAAGGGGGACCGGGAGAGCAAGAAGGCUGACACCAAGGCCCCGACAGACAUUGACAGCCCCAAAAACCUGGUGACUGACCUGGUGACAGAGAACACAGCUACCGUCUCCUGGGACCCAGUGCAGGCCGACAUUGACAGGUACAUGGUGCGCUACACCUCCGCUGAUGGAGACACCAAGGACGUCCCUGUGGGGAAGGAGCAGAACAGCACCAUCCUGACGGGCCUGAGGCCGGGCGUGGAGUACACGGUCCACGUGUGGGCCGAGAAGGGGGACCGGGAGAGCAAGAAGGCCAACACCAAGGCCCCGACAGACAUUGACAGCCCCCAAAACCUGGUGACCAACCAUGUGACAGAGAACACAGCCGCUGUCUCCUGGGACCCGGUGCAGGCCGUUAUUGACAGGUACAUGGUGCGCUACACCUCUGCUGAUGGAGACACCAGGGAGUUUCCAGUGGGGAAGGAGCAGAGCAGCACCGUCCUGAUGGGCCUGAGGCCGGGCGUGGAGUACACGGUCCACGUGUGGGCCGAGAAGGGGGACCGGGAGAGCAAGAAGGCCGACACCAAGGCCCCGACAGAAAUUGACAGCCCCCAAAACCUGGUGACCAACCAGGUGACGGAGAACACAGCUACUGUCUCCUGGGACCCAGUGCAGGCCGUCAUUGACAGGUACAUGGUGCGCUACACCUCCGCUGAUGGAGACACCAAGGACAUCCCUGUGGGGAAGGAGCAGAGCAGCACCAUCCUGACGGGCCUGAGGCCGGGCGUGGAGUACACGGUCCACGUGUGGGCCGAGAAGGGGGACCGGGAGAGCAAGAAGGCCGACACCAAGGCCCCGACAGACAUUGACAGCCCCAAAAACCUGGUGACUGAUCGGGUGACAGAGAACACGGCCACCAUCUCCUGGGACCCGGUACAGGCCGACAUUGACAGAUACGUGGUGCGCUACACCUCUGCUGAUGGAGACGCCAGGGAGGUCCCUGUGGGGAAGGAGCAGAGCAGCACCGUCCUGACGGGCCUGAGGCCGGGCGUGGAGUACACGGUCCACGUGUGGGCCGAGAAGGGGGACCGGGAGAGCAAGAAGGCUGACACCAAGGCCCUGCCAGACAUCGACCCUCCCAAAAACCUUCGUUCGUCUGCUGUAACACAGUCUGGUGGGGUAUUGACCUGGACACCCCCCACUGCUCAGAUUGAUGGCUACAUUCUGACCUACCAGUUCCCAGAUGGCGCUGUUAAGGAGGUGCAGCUUGGACGAGGGGACCAGAGGUUUGAGUUGCAAGGCCUUGAGCAGGGCGUCGCCUAUCCUGUCUCCUUGGUUGCCUUUAAAGGUGAUCGUCGGAGCAGGAAUGUAUCCACCAUUCUUUCCACAGUUGGUGCCCGUUUUCCACACCCUUCGGACUGCAGUCAAGUUCAACAGAACAGCAACGUUGCCAGUGGUGUAUACACCAUCUACCUGCACGGUGACGCCAGCCGGCCCCUGCAGGUGUACUGUGACAUGGACACGGAUGGCGGCGGCUGGAUUGUCUUCCAGAGGCGGAACACUGGGCAGUUGGAUUUCUUCAAGCGCUGGCGGGCCUACGUGGAAGGCUUUGGGGACCCCAUGAAGGAAUUCUGGCUUGGACUUGACAAGCUACACAAUCUCACCACUGGCACUCCUACCCGGUAUGAGGUGAGAGUGGACUUACAGACUGCCAAUGAGUCUGCCUAUGCCAUAUAUGAUUUCUUCCAAGUGGCUUCCAGCAAGGAGCGGUUCAAGCUCACAGUUGGGAAAUACAGAGGCACAGCAGGGGACGCUCUUUCUUACCACAAUGGAUGGAAGUUUACCACUUUUGACAGAGACAACGAUAUCGCCCUCAGCAACUGUGCCCUGACACAUCAUGGCGGCUGGUGGUACAAGAACUGCCACUUGGCCAACCCCAAUGGCAGAUAUGGGGAGACCAAGCAUAGUGAGGGGGUGAACUGGGAGCCGUGGAAAGGACAUGAAUUCUCCAUUCCUUAUGUGGAGUUGAAAAUCCGCCCUCAUGGCUACAGUGGGGAGCAUGUCCUGAACAGAAAGAAGCGGACACUAGGAGGAAAGACGAGAACAGUCUGAUGGCCCAUGUGAGAAAUCGUCGCACGAGAUGACCGGUCCCGGGUUGGGGCUGCUUGAGCUUGGGGUAGGGUGGGUAGUGGUGACUGGCUUAUGGACGCUUGAAGGACGCUCAGAGCCUCUAGUUUCUGAGAUGGCUGGAUAACCUGCAGGGCAAAGCGUGUCACCAAGCUUCAAACCAGAGAGGUUACCUUCUGUCACCUGCAUUUUUGCCCAUUAUAUUGGGGCCUGAAAAAUUGACACAGUAGUAGUUGCACAGUGUGUAUGGGAAAGACAGCACUGAAACUGUAAGGUUUUUCAGUCUAUCUUCAGCAACAAAUGUAUAGGUUUAGGGCAAAAAAAAAAAAAAAAAAAAUCCAGCACUUCACCAAUUGGAAAUCUCUGGUAAUUGGUAUAUAUAUAUUUAAAGCUCUGUUAAUACAAAUCUUCUGUCUAGAAACAAGCACCAAAGAAGGGUUCUCUUUGAUGACCAAGGGGUUGAGGUAGCCUGAUGCUUGUUACCUCUGUUACCACUGGGUUUUGACAAAAAAGAUGUAAAUUUUCCCCUUUUAAAAAAUUGCUGGUGUUAUGAGGAAGAAUAAAGGGAACCCAAAGGGACCAGGAUGGAUCCACAUUUAGCUUAGUUCCAACUAGUAUCCAGGCUGCUGGAAAACAAGGCUUCGUGUUAUCGCUAUUUUUAAGUGCCCCCUUUCCAGCUAUUUGCAUAAUCUUUCAUAGAUCUGCAUAUGUUGUGAAUAAAUUCUCACUCGUUUCAACUUUAAA
Molecule: messenger RNA, 5106 nt
Organism: Equus quagga
Lineage: Eukaryota; Metazoa; Chordata; Mammalia; Perissodactyla; Equidae
Gene: TNN
Product: tenascin N
Exons: 20
Coding region: 193-4347 (1384 amino acids)
Molecular function (GO): protein binding
Source: RefSeq, a predicted model, not a curated record